This is a messenger RNA of Cygnus olor (mute swan), 3029 nucleotides long. Its product is annotated as olfactory receptor 1020-like. The record is from RefSeq and is a predicted model, not a curated record. Gene Ontology annotation, biological process: G protein-coupled receptor signaling pathway. Gene Ontology annotation, molecular function: olfactory receptor activity; G protein-coupled receptor activity. Bases 1809 to 2798 code for a protein of 329 amino acids. NCBI's taxonomy places the organism in Eukaryota, Metazoa, Chordata, Aves, Anseriformes, Anatidae. The transcript has a single exon. Gene Ontology annotation, cellular component: membrane.
AUUUCUUAAAGAGCCUAAGGAAAAAAAAACUCCAAGAAAAAGCAGUAAAUUCUCCAUUGCUCACUGUUUUAACAUCAUGCUGCAAUAGAUGACAGGGGCUGCACAAAUGGAGAGCAACUUGACAGGAAAGGACCUGGGGGUCGUGGUAGACAACAGGUCAAACAUGAGCCAACAACAUGCACUUGCCACAAAGAAGGCUAACAACAUCAUGGGCUGCAUUAGGCAAAGUAUUGCCAGAAGGUCGAGGGAGGUGAUCCUGCCCCUCUACUCAAUACUGAGGAGGCCACUCCUCGAGUGCUGGGUCUGGUUCUGGGCUCCCAAGUACAAGAGAGACAUGGACAUGCUGGAGAGAGUAAUGAAAGGUCUCAAAGUUGAUGAAGGGAGUGGAACUUUUCACCUCUGAGGAGAGUCUGAGAGAGCUGGGACUGUUCAUCCUGGAGAAGAGAAGGCUGGGAGGGGAUACCUGAAGGGAGGGUGCAAAGACGACAGAGCCAAGCUCCUUCCAUUGGUGCCCACUGGCAGGACAAGAGGAAAUGGGUACAAACUGGAACACAGGCGGUGCCAUCAAGAAACAUUUUCUCACUGUGUGGGUGACCAGGCACGGGUUGCCCAGAGAAACUGUGGUGUCUCUCUUCUUGGAGAUCUUCAAAAUCUAUUUGGCCAUGAUCCUGGGUAAGCAGCUCUGGGUAGCCCUGGUUGAAUAGAUGGCCCUAGUUGGACAAGAUGAUCACCAGAGGUCCCUUCCAAACUCAGCAUUCUGUGAUUCUGUGUUACAUGCUUUGGACAGAGAAAUUAAAAACAUAUAAAUGAAUGUUAAGCAAGGAUUUCUGACUGAAAUAAUUUAAUCAUGUUAUUUAAUAUAGUGAAGAGACAGGACAAUUGUAAUCAGUUGCUACAAACGUCUUUGAAGAGAGAGGGAUUUUGUGUGUGUGUGUGUGUAGCAUAUUCCCUUUGGCCUUGUAUAAUGGCAAUGGAACCCUGAAUAAGCAUCAGGAAAUAUCUCUAAUGUUCACUAAAUGGAGAGUGACAGGAACUGAUAGCUUGUCUGGGGACAUUGCUGAAUCCUGAUCACAGAAGGCUUGUCAGAGAAGACUGAACUGUUACCCAUGAGGAAAAGCUGCUCACAGAUACCCUUUACAGACGCAGGCAGGCAGACAUGAUGGCAUCUUGUUUUGAAGUGUACAAUUUCCAUGUCAGAAUAGCAGAGAACUACUUUCUUGAGUUCAAUGAUGUGCAGUACCCCACCUUGCACUCCAGCCAUACCUGGUGCUGUCAGUGAAAACCAGUCCAGAACCCAGCAGCAGCUAGAGUUCCUGGCAAAGACAUGCUCAGUGACGGUUGCUACACUGACCAGUUGCCUUAUUCUCUGAUUCAGGAAUAUUAUAGAGUACUAACAUAGAAUCAUAUCAUAGAAUGGCUCAGGUGGGAAGGGACCUUAAUGAAGUAGGGAAGCGUGCGGUCACCAUAAGUGCAAACAGGAGAAAAAGAAAGACAUGCUGGGUCUUCUUCAAUGCAGUGGGUGAACCAAGGAAGUGUAGGUUAGUCAGGAUGCACAAUGGUCAUGGUUUCUCCUGUGUGACUCUUGCAGUCAGGUCACCAACACUGAAUAACACAUCUCUUGACUGUAAAAUGCCACCGUCUGUGAAAUACCAGUAUGGUAGGCUUUCAACUGUUACGGAGAUAGGACUAAAGCCAUUAUACCUGUGAAAUCCUUGCUUUGGGGGGUGGGUGUGCAUCAGUCCCGUUGCUCACAAUCUCCACCUCUCCCCAGUGCUCUUUUCUGCCUGCAGACCAAACCAGCUGGCCCCAUGGCAGGAGAGAACCAGACUCGGGUGACAGAGUUCAUGCUUCUGGGCUUUUCCCAUGGCCAGCCCUUCCUCUUCGUCCUUUUUCUGGUUAUUUACCUGGUCACACUUCUGGGGAAUUUUGCAAUACUUGCCCUUGUGUCCCUGGAUCCCCAUCUCCACAACCCUAUGUACUUCUUCCUCAGACAUCUGUCCUUCUUGGACAUCUGCUACUCAUCAGUGACAGUACCCAAGAUCUUGGCAAAUGUGCUGCGCUCACAGGCAACCAUCUCCUACUGCGGGUGUCUGGCGCAAAUGUUCUUCCUGAUGGCAUGCGCAGGGGCCGAGUGUGCACUCCUAGCUGUCAUGGCCUAUGAUCGCUAUGCAGCGAUAUGCCAGCCCUUGCACUAUGUCCACACCAUGAGCCGGGGUGUCUGCACAGUGGCAGCUGCGGGCUGCUGGCUCUGGGGUAUGUUGGAUUCAGCCGUGCAUACACUCCUGGCUUCUAAGCUGUCCUUCUGCAGGGCUGCCCAUCUCCAGCACAUCUUCUGUGAUGCUCCCCCGCUGCUGAGGGCAGCAUGCAGCAACACCCACCCUGUCGAAGUGGCACUCCAUGCUGCUAGCUUCUUUGUGGGCCUCAGCCCCUUCCUGUUUGUCAUCAUCUCCUACCUCCGUAUCCUGGCUGCUGUCCUUGGGAUGCCUGUGGCUGCUGGCCAGCACAAAGCCUUCUCCACUUGCUCUGCCCACCUGCUUGUGGUCACCUUGUACUUCGUAACAGCCAACCUGAACUACAACCGACCCAGCACUGGCUACUCACCAGUGGCUGACACAGUGGUCUCUGCGCUAUACUGCAUUGUCACCCCCAUGCUGAAUCCUCUCAUCUACAGCCUCCGCAACCAGGAGGUGCAGAGGGCCCUGCAGAAAGCCCUGCAGGGAUGGGGUGUGUGGGGCUCCCCAGGCAGCAAUGCUGGUGUGGUAUUGGCCCCUCAUCAGCUGACUGUAGGAAAUCUGUGAUGGCAGCAGUAGGCUUGGGACUGCCUGGGAAAGCAGGGACUGCUUAUAGUAUACUAUCAUCAUGUGUCUGACCCUUGGCAUAUCACUGAUAACAAAAUGGCAAAAUCAAGUUGGGAUCAAGGCUAUAGUUCCAGGAUUAUGUAUCACAUGCUGAGCUCAGUACAUGACCCACCACAGCCACAUUAUCAUGGAAUCAUAGAAUCAUAGAGUCAAUCAUAGAAUAGCUUGGGU